AUGCCGCCGAAGAAAGACACCAAAGCCGGUGGUGGCAAGAAGCCAUCUGCCGCCAAACUCGUGGAGGAUAGGACAUUUGGCAUGAAGAACAAGAAAGGAGCGCAGGCACAGAGACAAAUCCAGCAGAUGACGGCCAAUUUGAAGGGCAGUGGAAGCGCAGAAGAGAGAAAGAAGGCGGCCGAGAAGGCGCAGCGUGAGAAGGAGAAGAAGGCGGCCGAGGAGGCUAGAAAAGAAACAGCAGCACUGCUAAAUAAGCCGGCCCAGAUUCAAAAAGUUCCGUUUGGUGUCGACCCCAAAACGGUCGUCUGCAUUUUCUACAAGAAGGGUGACUGCGAAAAGGGAAAGAAGUGCAAAUUUGCUCACGAUUUGAGUAUCGAACGAAAGACGGAAAAGAAGAACCUAUACACGGAUGUUAGACAAGAGGAGGAUGACAAAAAGAAGCAGGAAACCUCUGCGGACUGGGAUGAAGAGCAACUGCGCAAGGUUGUCUUGUCCAAGAAGGGUAACCAGAAGACCACGACCGACAAGGUGUGCAAGUUCUUCAUCCAGGCCAUCGAGGACGGCAAGUAUGGUUGGUUUUGGAUUUGUCCAAAUGGUGGCGAUAAGUGCAUGUAUAAGCAUGCUCUCCCCCCCGGAUUUAUUCUCAAGACGAAAGAGCAGAGGGCGGCAGAGAAGGCCCUUCUUGAUAAAUCUCCACUCAAGACUCUGACUCUUGAAGAUUUCUUGGAGUCGGAGCGUCACAAGCUUACCGGAACGCUGACACCUGUUACGCCUGAGACUUUUGCCAAAUGGAAGAAGGAGCGCAUGGACAAGAAGGCCGCUGAGGAACAGGCUCGCAAGGCUAAGGAUUCCACUGGUCGUGCCCUCUUCGAGAGUGGCAAGUGGAGAGAUGAUGAUUCCGAGGCGGAGAGUGAGGAUGAAGACGAUCCUUGGAACUUGGAGAAGCUGCGUCGCGAGACUGAGGCUCUGCGACAGAAGAAGGAAGAAGAGCGCCUCAAGGUUCUGCAUGAUGGAUCGCUGCCAACUGCGAUAGACGGCACCCCAGAAGGAGCAGAGGACGACAGCGGUGCUGGCGAGGCGGGUGAGAGCGGAGGCGAUGUUACUGGAGAAGCUUCUUCGGUCCCACAGGCAGGCCAAGAAGUACCUGCUGCUUGA
Molecule: messenger RNA, 1155 nt
Organism: Trichoderma asperellum CBS 433.97
Lineage: Eukaryota; Fungi; Ascomycota; Sordariomycetes; Hypocreales; Hypocreaceae
Biological process (GO): cytoplasmic translation
Cellular component (GO): cytosol
Molecular function (GO): mRNA binding; metal ion binding
Source: RefSeq, a predicted model, not a curated record